AUGCGUACUGGUUACGUCCCCCUCUUUCUCGCGGCAGCGGCUCACGCGGCUGGUGCAAGGUUCCGGCUGAACCAGACGUACGUGGGGCGCGACUUUCUGGACGGGUGGACGUGGGAGACGGCGGACGACCCGACGCAUGGGCGGGUGAAUUAUGUGGAUAUGCACACCGCGCUCAGCCAGAACUUGACGUACGCUUCGAGCACUAAGUUCGUGAUGCGUGCGGACGAUUUCAGCGUCGUGCCCCCGAACCAGCGGGGGCGGAGCAGCGUCCGCAUCUCGUCCAACCGCGCGUUCGACGAGUCGCUCAUCGUCCUCGACCUCGCGCACAUGCCUGAAGGCUGCAGCACCUGGCCGGCGUUCUGGACGCUCAGCCAGAAAGGCCCGUGGCCGCACGGAGGGGAGAUCGACAUCGUCGAGGGUGUGAACCUCGGCACGCAGAACCUCGCGUCCCUACACACGACGCCGGACUGCAACAUGCCCCAGCAACGGCUCCAAUCCGGCCAGACGACGUCAACGGUGUGUGACGCCUCGGUGAACUACAACCAGGGCUGCGGCGUCUCCUUCUCCAAGCCCGCGAGCUUCGGGCGGCCGUUCAACCAGCAGGGCGGCGGCUACUUUGCGAUGGCGCGCACCAAGGCCGACGGCGUGCGCGUCUGGUUCUGGGCACGCGGCGACCGGAACACGCCGCAAGCGAUCUCGAACCCCGACGCGCUGUCCGUGCCCGCGCUCUCCCGCCGGCGCUGGGGCGCGCCCGAGGCGGCGUUCCCGACCGCGGCGGACAAAUGCGGGUAUGAGACGCAUUUCGACGCGCACCGGAUGGUGUUUGACUUGACGUUCUGCGGAGAUUGGGCGGGGAGCGCGUGGCCGGCGACGUGCGGGCCGUUGAAUUGCGUGGACUACGUGAACAACAACCCGAAGGGCUUCUCGGACGCGUACUGGGAGGUCAACGCCGUGCGCGUCUACACGCCGUACUGAUCGCGUCGGACGCUAUCUCCGUUGCGCGUCUUAUCUAUGUACAUUGUGCAUACGUCGUUUCUUCCCCUCGUCGUGGCGGCAGGGUCGUCGUAUGGCCCGGAGUCCGUUGUGCUAGAUCUAGUGUACCUGGUUUGUAAUUGUAGAGUAGAUUCCGGUACCUGGUGUGCUGUGUAAUGUGUAAUGUGCGCAGCUUCGAGCUGC
Molecule: messenger RNA, 1176 nt
Organism: Gloeophyllum trabeum ATCC 11539
Lineage: Eukaryota; Fungi; Basidiomycota; Agaricomycetes; Gloeophyllales; Gloeophyllaceae
Exons: 7
Coding region: 1-975 (324 amino acids)
Biological process (GO): glucan catabolic process
Molecular function (GO): hydrolase activity, hydrolyzing O-glycosyl compounds
Source: RefSeq, a predicted model, not a curated record